Scaptodrosophila lebanonensis is the source of this 633-nucleotide messenger RNA. RefSeq lists its product as uncharacterized. The transcript has 2 exons. The record is from RefSeq and is a predicted model, not a curated record. The coding region runs from base 120 to 578 and encodes 152 amino acids. NCBI's taxonomy places the organism in Eukaryota, Metazoa, Arthropoda, Insecta, Diptera, Drosophilidae.
GUAUCGUUCUCUAUUAUGUUCUGAUGAAGGCACUUGGUGUAUAACAAUCUGUGAUAUAUGAUAUAUACAUAUCUGUAAAUUAGCACACUACAAACUUUAAAAGUAUCAGAAACUAAACGAUGAUUAAUAGCAGUACUGUAUCAAUUACAAUGCUUCUCGUUCGUACUAAAUUGCGGAAAAGCGAGGAGUCGCUCGGCUCAUCGCCAAAUAUUACUGCCCAGCAGCAGUAUCCUCUUUACAAUUCUUUUGGGGAGUUUAUGUCAGAUCAACAACAAAGUAUGCCGCCUGAAGAAAUGGACAAUAACAAAGGCGGCGCCAUAAAAGACAGUCAACACAUUACAUUUGUGCGCGCCAGUAGGAUAGAAACAUGGACGUUUCCUCCCAAGGCACCAAUUCCACAUAUUUAUAAAAACAUCAGCCCGGAUCUACUAAUGGCGUCAAGUGACAGAAACGGUUUCAAAGGAUUUCGAAAGCAGUUUAGUGGACGGUUCAAGCGUUUAGUAAAUAAAAAACCGGACCCCGAACCAGUGAUACCACCAGAAUUAAAGUCUCAGCUGAAGACUAUUUAUGUCUACUAAAUAAAAAAAAUAUUGUACAUACAUGAAAAAAAUAAAAGGUAUACUUAUAUGUAAA